Molecule: messenger RNA, 1184 nt
Organism: Paramecium pentaurelia
Lineage: Eukaryota; Ciliophora; Oligohymenophorea; Peniculida; Parameciidae
Source: the annotation of a GenBank genome assembly
AUGUAAAACAAAUAAGAAUAGAAUGAUAGUGAAAUCUUGUCUUAAAAUGAUGAUGGUAACGGUGAAAUAAUAAAUUUUGAUUAAUUUGAUGACGAUGAAUAAGAAAUCAUUAUACCUUUUGAUAACAGCAAAUAAUAAUAAAUACAAUAAAAUUUUGGAGAUUAAUUUUAAGUCUAGAAAUAAUAAAGAGAUGAAGAAUAAGUGAUUUAGGAUAUAGUUUAAUUUAAACAGGAUGAUGAAUAAGAUAAUAUAGCAAAUUUUGGUAGUAUGCAUCGUGAUGAAGACUUUUAGAGUUGGAAGGAUGAGAAUAAAUAAAAUGAUUAAAAUGAAUAAGUUUAAUAAACAAAUUAGAUUGAUGCAAUGACUGAGAGAUAAGAAUAAUAAGGUUAAAUUAUAUAUUAACCUGAUAUAAUUUAUGAUAUGAAAGAGUUCUUAUAAAAACCAAUUGAUCAAUGUAAAUAGAUAAUUUGAAUAUUUUAUUAGAACAUUUGAUAUAAUUGACAUUAGUUAAAGAUAAAAGUGGCACAAACAAAUUUCAUCCUAAAUUUCUAUUGUAUUUGAGUGGUUAAUAGAAAAUAUUUCUGUGUUCAGCAAAACGAUAGGCUUUCAGUUAACAAAUUCAUUAUGUUUUAUCUAUACUUUAAGAUAAAUUUGAUAGAAAACAUAAGUCUUGUUUAGGAAAAAUAAAAGGAUCUGGUGGUGUAUUUAAAUUAUUUGACACUGGUGAUAAUCCUAAAGAUGCAAAGUUUUUGGAUAAAGUAAGAAAGGAAUUAUGUUUAAUAAAUUUUUAAAAUUCAAAAUAGACUGGACAAAUUAGAUAGAGUGUAAUAAUACCUAAGAUUAAAGAUGGAUAAGUUUGUGAAUUUAAACCAUUAAAUGAUACAGAUGGAUUGUUGAAAGCCUAUUAUUCAUUGUAAUAUAAGGAUUAAAUUAUGCAUUUUAUGAAUAAGAAUCCAAUUUAUAAUAAGGAGAAGAUGAAAUAUCAAUUAUAAUUUAAUGAUAGAGUAACUAUGCCAUCAGUAAAGAAUUGUAUAAUUUAUGAUAUCAGUUGCACAGAUAAAAAUAAAUUUGUAUUAUAAUUUGGAAAAUGUGCAAAAAAGACUUAUUCAGUUGAUAUUUGUCAUCCUUUUUCUAUUUUAUAAGGAUUUGCAAUAUGUAUAUCAUAAUUUGAGAAAAAAAAUUGA